CAGAGACAGAGAACAGAUCCUGCUGCAGUUAACAGAAAUAUAUAAAUGUUUCUGUGACUGAUCUGACUCAAACACACACUGACACACUGAAGUUUAACAGCAUGACUGACGAGUGAGAAAUAACAGAACUGGGCUGUUUUAGUGUCUAAUUCCAAUCAACCAGACCAAGAUCAGACAUGGGACCAUCUACUGACCUCUGUGAUCCUCAGACUGGAUUCACCUCUCCCUGAAUUACAGCAGCAAACAGCUGGUUUACCUGAAGACAAAGGAAAGGGAGGUAGAGCGUGAGGACGGCUCAGGCGGGGUCAGUGGUUAAACUUUAACAGCAGGAAUUCAGACAAGACGAGGAGAAGACUUUACCCACAGAAAACAACACUUUUAAAUCCACACACAGCACAGCACAGGGCAAACAGCCAAAGCAGAAAUCCAGCCCUCAUUCCAGACCGGCUUCUGACUUCUGGUAACUGCGUCAAACUCAGCGUAAGUGAAACCAUGAAAGUGAAACUAUAAGAGUGAAACUAGGGCGAGUUGUUUGUGCCAGAGCAGCAGACACAGAGUGAGCUCUGCCGGUUCCUUUUCCAGCUUCUCCUCAAGAAAAAUCCUCUGCAAUCUCAGAGAAAACACAAAGACUGUUCUUCACAUUCUUCUGUCUCUAAGGGAAGAGCAGAUUUUCUUAUUUCCUGCCUUCUCCCUCCUCUCAGCAGCAGCAUGCCAGACACUAAUCUGUGCUUGGAGGCCCUGUCGGCUCUUUCCGGCUGUAACGUGGAGCCGACCAGCGGACCCUCCCAGCUCACCCCGCAGGACUUUGUCAACAUCGUGGCCCUCAAGGAGUUUUACAAGCAGGAAGGGUAUAAGGAACUGGAAUACCCCAGUUUAGGCACCCUGUCCCUGCAGGACAUAGGCGACGAGGACCUGUACAGCUCCCCCCCAGCACUGACUGAGGGCCCCGGGCCGGAGGAGAGCCUCAGGACCACGGUGAAGAUCAACCCUCAGGACUUUUUCCAUCCUCAGUACGACUACGACUUCACCAACAUCAAGGACGGAAACAAGAAGUUCCUGCGUGGUAAUGAGCAGUACGUCCGGCCCUGUGGGUGGAACCGCGUCGCCCUCCGAGUCAUGCAGAGAUACGACAGCGGGGACGACUGGCUCGGGAUGGGUAAAGAUGCCUGGCCCGUCUCCUACCACGGACACAACAUGGACGGCUCCCUCGGCGUCAUCCUGAUCCACGGAGGGAGCCCUGACAACGACCAGUUUCUGGACGCCGCCGCCGCCAGUCUGGUCGCCGGUGAGACGAGGGGUAGAGGGGUGUACUCCACACCGGACAUCAAGAUGGCGGAGAAGUACUGCAAGAGCUUCAAGUCCAAAGUGGAUGGGAAGACGUACAAAGUGGUUCUUCAGAACCGUAUCAACCCCGAGAAGAGGAAGAAGUGCCAGAGAGAAGACAUCUGGUUGGUCUACGUCCCCGAAGGCCGCAACGACGUCCAGGUGAGGGCCAUCGUCCAGGAGUCCAUCCGUCCGUACGGGCUGCUGCUGAAGCAGGCGUGAGCCGAACGCGGACGGGAACUACGCCAACAGAACGUGCUCUUGAAUAUCAACAAAAAAACCUCACAAAAAUGACUUCAGUCUUUUCCACUGACAUCAGGUGAAAGUGAAUUCUAAAAGAUGGGAUUGAUGGGAGUUCAUCUGUGAACACUGAACACAGUGUGCCACAGUCUACAUGUUGUGUUCAACCGUCAGACAAACGGUGCAAACAACAAAGCAACAUGUUAAAGCCAAUCACACUGCUCCACUGGAGCCUGACGCCCUCUGCAUCUGGGAGGCUGAUUUUGCUGCCAUCUACUGUCAUAUACUGAUAUUUCAUUUCUUCCUUGUAAACAAAUAGUUCCAUACAAAGCUGAUGAUGAAUUAUUCUAGUUUUUAUCAAUUCAGUAAAAAAAAUCUGUUCUGAUUUUUUACUUGAUUUUUUUUCCGGUGAACUGGACUGACCAUAGACACCAGGUGAACCAGGUGUGCUUUGAAAACACAAAGUGGUUUUAAUAUUUUAGCAUUACAGAUUUCCACUGAGGGUUAAGCUGAGUAAGAUUUGAUUAGAUUUUAUUAUUACACCUCAUUGAAAAUGUUGUGUGGUGUCUGAUGUCUUUCACUGUCUGACGUCUUUCACUGUCUGAUGUCUUUCACUGUCUGACGUCUUUCACUGUCUGAUGUCUUUCACUGUCUGACGUCUUUCACUGUCUGAUGUCUUUCACUGUCUGACGUCUUUCACUGUCUGAUGUCUUUCACUGUCUGACGUCUUUCACUGUCUGAUGUCUUUCACUGUCUGACGUCUUUCACAGCAGCAUUGCUCAGUGUUUUUCCAACAUGUUUCUUUGUCUCUUGUAUCUUUUCUUUUCGUAGUCCUCACAUCCACUGGGACUACAGUUCAAUAUGUAUAACAUGUUUUGCACUGGGUGUAAUCACCACUGCACGUUUUCUUUGUGUCUGGAUGAAUAAUUAAACACUGUUUUCA
This is a messenger RNA of Toxotes jaculatrix (banded archerfish), 2506 nucleotides long. RefSeq lists its product as uncharacterized. Lineage: Eukaryota; Metazoa; Chordata; Actinopteri; Toxotidae. The record is from RefSeq and is a predicted model, not a curated record. The transcript is spliced from 2 exons. Bases 709 to 1545 code for a protein of 278 amino acids.